AUGGAUUUUAGUUCUGUUUUAAACACUGAUCAUAGAGAAAUUUUGCAUAAUAUGUUGCCUACAGGUGAUGGUUUUGAAGGAAUUGUUCUAAGUUCAGAACCUUUGACUAAUGGAUUUUCUACAAAGGAAUACCAUUGCAUUCAUAAUACAAAACCAAAACGAAAUACUAAGCCUCAUGAAAAGCAUCUAAAUUGUAAUGCCAAAAUCAUUGUAACCAUUAAAAACAAGGAAAUGAAAAGAAGCAAUGAUGUCUUUUUAAAGAAGUACCCCUGUGAAAUUUUUUUAAGGAACACCCAUAAUCAUUCAAUAUAUACUUCAUCAGCACUAAAGUUUUGUCCCCCUUGUCAACAGUUGCAGGAAGAAUUUAAAUUAUUAUUCACUAAAGGACAUUCACCAAGCACAGCAUACAGUCUAUUUAAAGAUGAAUUAUAUGAAAACCACAAUCAAAGGUACAAUGCAAUUGUAGCUGAUGGCAGUAUUUACUGGCAAAUGCCCAACACUGAAGUGGAAAUUGAAUGUUGUACAUGCUUUAUGGGCAAUAGAGGUGGAUCUUGUAAACACCAAUUGGCUGUUGUAACGCAAUUUGGCUUAAAUUCGCAGCAAUUCCAUCCUACUUUAAUUAAUAGUGACUUCAAAGAACUUUUGCAUAAGGUUGUUUAUGGUGUUAACUGUGAAAUAGAAGGAUGGUACUUAAAUUUGAAUGACACCAAAGCUAAUGAAGUUGUCAAAAUUUAUAAUAAUUUAUCAGCUAUUGAGGUACCCAGUUGUAGCUCUCCAGAUUUGCACAAUAUUGACAUUAAUUUUAAUGAUAUUCCACCGAUAUCAACUAGUGAAAAAGAUAAAAUCCGUGGACAACUUGAACAUUUUGUUGAUUUACUUAUGAACAGGUUUGAAAAUAAUUUUGAUGAAUGCAAUCAAACUAUUUUAAAAUUUUUAAAGAAUGUGGAAUGCUGUAAAACAAAUUCAUCCCUUACAAGUGCAUUGUGUACGUUUGGUAAAUAUAACGGGACAGGACUUCCUAAAAUUAAAUCAGGAAAAAAUAUUCAGGAUGGAAAUAGAAUAGGCGUGCAGCCAACAGCAAUAAUGAGACGAAAAUCAGGACUAGGGGGAAGAAAUAUUGCUCAAAGUGGCAGACCUCCAAAAAGGCUUCGGCUGUCAGAUCAUGCCUAUAGUGAUGAUGAUGAUCUUUAUUUCAUAGCAAUGAGCUAA
Molecule: messenger RNA, 1209 nt
Organism: Acanthoscelides obtectus
Lineage: Eukaryota; Metazoa; Arthropoda; Insecta; Coleoptera; Chrysomelidae
Source: the annotation of a GenBank genome assembly